Messenger RNA from Orbicella faveolata, 2110 nucleotides. Its product is annotated as monocarboxylate transporter 10-like. Gene Ontology annotation, biological process: transmembrane transport. Gene Ontology annotation, molecular function: transmembrane transporter activity. NCBI's taxonomy places the organism in Eukaryota, Metazoa, Cnidaria, Anthozoa, Scleractinia, Merulinidae. The record is from RefSeq and is a predicted model, not a curated record.
AAGGAGUGAAGGAGUGAAGGAGUGAAGGAGUGAAAUAAUAAAUAUUUUCAAGUUAAAAACGAAAAACUGCUGUUCAUUUACUUGUAGGAACAUUGACAGGUUCAAAUUAGGGGGCCAUACAUUCAGCCGAGGACGGGUUUGAUUUUAGACUACACUGAUCAGGAAAAUUUACUCGAAAAGCAGUGUUGAGCUUUGCCCCUCGAAAAUACAUACACUUUGUUUUGAGGGGAUGCAAGUGAACUCUACAGUACACUCUGUGUAAUUAACGUGAACACCAAAGUUUGAAACCCUGCUGUAAAACCCUUUCAUUAACCUCUUUUACUCAUAACACAGCAGAGAGAGGAACAUGCUAAAAUGCCGAACUGUAUACUAAACAUUGUUCUAUGUCCAUUUCGUCUCAACCGAACAUGUCACUCUCUUGUUCUAUGUUAUGCAUUUCUUUGUUUCGUUUUUCUCUAGUUCUGUCGACCUGUAACAUCGACUCUGAAACUAACCGUUUCUUAUUGCCCUCUUAUUUCGCUUUAUCGCAAAUGUCGCCAAAUGGCGAAAUUUUUGGCAAGCAAAAUGUAGCGCUCCUAUUUUCUCGCAAACUAAGGUUCCCGCGAAAAGAAAUUAUCGAUGAGUAAUUGAAGUUGAAAAAUAACUGUCAUUGAUUGAAAAAUGUUUUUAUUUUCAGCUCUUGGCGGCUCAAUCGGUCUGGGCAUGGUAUGGUUUGCAAGUCCGCUGGCAGGCUAUCUGUGCGAUCGCUUUGGUUGCCGCAUCACAUGUUUCUUGGGAGGCACGCUGUGCAUUGCGGGUCUGGUGUCGACUUCAUUCGUCCAGAGCUUCACAGUGAUGUACUUCACGUACAGCGCCUUGUACGGUUUAGGAACUUGCUUUAUAUACAAUCCUUGCUUUCUUGUAAUUGCUAAUUAUUUUACAGAGAAGUUGUCCGUAGCUACUGGCGUUGUUUCGUUGGGCGCGAGUGUAGGAGUCCUCUACAGCGGACCUUUGCUCCAAGUCCUCUUAGACUCGUUCGAAUGGAGAAACACUUUCAGAAUAAUGGCAGCAACGUAUGCCCUUGUGUGUAUUUUGAGUCUGAAUUUCAAUCCAUAUGUAGAAGAAAUAACAACAGUGGAGAACUUAAACACUGAAAAGAACAACAAAGAGGAAGUAAUAGUUGACAAGACAGGCAUCUCUCUUUACUGCAGUGUGUGGAGCUUUCCUGCUUACACCGUUGUUGUGACGUCGCUCACGUUUGCCAGUUUUGGGAUGUAUAUUCCUUACAUCAACCUGGUCAAGUACUGUGAAGAUAUUGGAAUCUCUGCGCAGAAAGCUUCUCGGCUGUUCAUUUUUAUCGGCCUUGCCUCAUGUGUCGCGCGAAUAAUGACGGGAAGACUGUGUAACAACAAAAGAGUUAAUCCAGUGUACGUUUAUCAAUCAUGCAUGGUAACAGCUGGUCUCGCCGCCUUUAUGCUGCCCUUCACCACAAAAUACUGGAGCCUUAUCGUUUUCAGUGUCAUUUAUGGAUUCAGCGAUGGUAUUUUCAUAACAACUCUGAAUUUUAUUCUACUGACGGUUGUGGACAGCAAGAGAACCACGGCCGCUUUCUGCAUCAACAAUGUGUUAUAUGCGCUUUCUGCUGCCGCCGGUGGACCAGUUGCUGCCUUGAUAGCGGACCACACAGGGAGCUAUAUCUACGCAUUCUACAUGACGGGAGGAGUACUGUUUGCUGCUUUCCUGAUACCAGUAAUAAUGAUUUUCAUCAACUGGAGAAAGUCUAAAGUUCACCCACAGACCUCGGAAGUAGAAGAAGACGAAGAGAAAAAGGUUGAUACAAUAUCAAAGGCGUUUCAGACUGAGCUGGCGCAAAACUCUGGAAUGGAACCACGCGAUGGAACCUUGACGAGAAUGCGCAGUUCUAGCACAAACGCCUAGUUUUCAUUGACGUGUUUUUCACUCAUCCUAGUAUUGGGUUCCAAAAGGAGCAGGGGUGGCGCAGUGGCAAGAGCGCUCGCCUCCCAGCAAGGUGAUCCGGGUCUAGGAUUCUGGCCAGGUGCCAUAUGUGGGUUGAGUUUGUUGUUGGUUCUCGCCUUGCUCCGAGGGAAGUUUUUCUCCGGGUUCUCCGGUU